This is a messenger RNA of Toxoplasma gondii ME49, 624 nucleotides long. Its product is annotated as RNA recognition motif-containing protein. NCBI's taxonomy places the organism in Eukaryota, Apicomplexa, Conoidasida, Eucoccidiorida, Sarcocystidae. Gene Ontology annotation, molecular function: RNA binding. Bases 1 to 624 code for a protein of 207 amino acids. The record is from RefSeq and is a predicted model, not a curated record. The transcript is spliced from 5 exons.
AUGGAUGCAGAACACGACAGAGGGCGGCAGAGGUUGUCCCUUCUCGUGCGUAAUCUGAGUUUUCGUUCGAGCCCCGAUGAGGUGCGUGCUGCCUUCGAAGAGUUCGGCCCAAUCCGAGAUGUUUACCUUCCGCUCGACUAUCACACGGGGGAGCCACGCGGCUUUGGAUUCGUCGAGUUCGAAUCCAGCAAAGAUGCUUAUGAUGCCAUGCACCAGCUGCAUAAUACGUUGCUCAAUGGCUCGACAAUUCACGUCACCAUAGCGAAAAAAGGACGCUCAGACCCCAUGCAGAUGCGACGCAGAGAGCUUCGAGGAGAUAUUGAUAGGGAUGGACGAAGACGAGGAAAUCCACGCAGGCAGUGGGACUCAUCCCGAUCUCCCCCAUACAGCACCCGGUGCCCCUCAAGCGGAGGUCAUCGUCAGAAGGGUGACCGGAAUGCAGUAUCUCGUCGAGGACGCAGAUCGUGGAGCAGGCCACGCAGCCGCAGGGAUAGCAGCAGAUCACGUUCAAGUCGCAGGUGCAGAACGCCGCCCCAUCGUCAGAGCGGGCGCUCCCUUUCCCCGAGCCGAAGCCGGUCGUGCGAGCAAAGUGGAACAAGGUGGAAGGCAUUAAAAGGCAGUUGA